AUAUUUCCUGAUUUAAGAGGUCGAGAGGGCUUGUAACCUAAAUAUCGCUUCUGACCACCUGUGUAACAUUUCUCAGUCAGGACUCUGCUCUAUUUAUAACAGCAACACACACACAAACACACACAAAAACACACACACACACAUUUGCUCUUUAAAAGCAUAAGCUGGGCUGCCUGUUUUCUUCUUAGUUCAUUCAGUAGAUCUACAGCUUCAGAUACAGAAACCUGCAGACGCCACAUUUUAAAGAUGAGUCACCGUUCUCGCGGCUCCAGGGUCCGGCAGCAUCUCCACUGUGACUCCUGCUACAGCCGGCGCUGCAGGGCUCGGGUGGAGCCUUCUGCCAGCUGCGCUCUCGUUCCCUGCCGUCUGCUUUGCGGAGCGGUUUUCCACCUGUGCAAGGAGGAGGAUCACCUGCUGCUGUGCCCCAAUGUGAGGGUGCCGUGCCUCAACGCCGAGUACGGCUGCCCGGUCCAGCUGCCCCGCUCCUCGCGGGCAGCUCACCUGCAGGUGUGUCCGGCCAGCGUGGUUUGCUGCUCCAUGGAGUGGAACCGCUGGCCUUCCAACAUCGCCUGUUCUCAGCCGCACACCGAGCUGUUAGAAAACCUGCUCAGGGAACGAGAGAGGUUUGGAUGUCUGGACCUGGCCAUAGCUCUGCAAGACCAGGAUGCUCUGUUUCACUCCAUCAAGAUGAAGAAACUGUUCCCGGAGCUGAUCCAGACCGCAGAGGAGGAAGCGAGGGAAGAACGGAGGCAGGAGGAGGAGAUGAAGAAGGAGAAGGAGAAGAAGAAACAGGCUCUCAUGGAGAAGGAGGCAGCAGAAAGAGCAGCUGCAAAAGAAGCAAGGGACAAAAUCUGGGAAGCAGUUAACAUGAUUAAUGUGAAUUUCCCUGAUGAAAAACAAGAUGAGGAUGAAGAGGAAUAUGAAGAAAAUCAGCCGAUGUUGUCUCAAGCGGAGAGGGAGGCAAUUGCCAGAGCAUCAGAAGUGGAUGCUGGUCUGCUGGAGAACUACAACGCCUGGGAGCGCAUGUUCAGCAUGGAGAUGGGAGGCUGCAGGGAAUCCGAGGGCACGGCUGCAGCAAGUAGAGGUCAGGCGAGAGGAAGAGGGAAAAGCCUUGGUUCACUGAAGGAGGAGGAGGCAACCUGUGCUGGUGCAGCAGCAUCCACCAGCAGUGCAUGUUCCUCCUCUCUUACUGGGAAACCCAAAAAGAAGAGCUUUGUGUACGGAAAUCUAGAGCCGAUGAAAAUCAUUACUGUGCGCACGUUUAAAAUCCCAACCAGCUUCACAGCCAGGCAAAGCCGCAUCCGUAACCCGGGUUUCUACAAGAGAGAAAACGUAGCAGUGGACACCAGCGACCUGGGUGUGGUGCCAGGUGACAUGCCAGUGUGGGAGGAGGUUCAGGCCUCCCUGCUGUGCUCCCUGGAGAGGGAGCGGAGGGGUCACCUCAUCGCUGAGAGCACGUCCUCGGACAGCCUGCUGAUGGAUGAAGGCACGCAGACCUACAGCUUCCUGUCCGCUCCUUUCCGCAGGUACACGUCGCUGGCUGACCUGACAGCUGGAAAACCGCUGGAGCUGCACCUGCAGCUGCAGGUGGAGAGCGUCACCAGCCGGCACAACAAGGCCAGCUCCGCCUUCACCUUCCUCUGCGGACACACCUUCCAGCGCACGGAAUACGGAAAACACUUCAAGAACAUCCACAGCGACAUUCAGAUGUGUGUGAACGGCUGGUUUGAACAGCGGUGCCCCCUAGCGUACAUGGGAUGUACCUACAGCCAGAGGAGGUUUCGGCCUUCCACAUUUGAAGCCACCGUCAACUUCAAUAAGGAGCUGGGCUGCUUUGGCCUGCAUCCGUCCAGCCCGUUUGCUCAGCCUACAGGUGGAGGUCACACCGAAGGAGGGGAGGACCGGCUGAGCUCGCUGCCCUAUGAGGUGCUGUGCCACAUGGCCAGCUUCCUGGACAGCCAGUCCCUGUCCCAGCUGGCCCUGGUGUCCCGCCUCAUGAGGCAGGUCUGCUGCUCCCUGCUGCAGGAGAGAGGGAUGGUGACACUCUGCUGGGAGAGGACGAGCUCCUCACAUGGGAGAGCCAAGUGGAGGGUGACACACAGGGUGUGGCAGUUUAGCUCCCUGUUCUCUCCUGUGGACACCUGGAGCUUCAGAGACGUCCCGUCCAUCGCUGAGCAUCUUAAAGUUUGUCCCUACAACGAGGUCGAGUCCAAGACUGAGAAAAUUCGCUUGCCUCGUGUUCGAGAAGAAAUUAAACCGAAGAAGAGCUGCAAAGGUCCCUCGCUGGUCACACUGUUCCAGGAGAAGAGGAUCAUGAUGUAGGAGCUGCUGUUGGAUCUCAGUUCAAUUAAAUUUAAUCGUACUUUAUUGAUACCAAAGGGAAAUGAAAUAAUGCAUGUUUUCCAUAUCUGAUAAUUAGAAAUGGAGCUUAAACUGGUACAGAAUAUAAUUCUGAUUUUAAUGUGGGAUAAUAAUGCAAUGUCUUGAUAGCACUUUAAGAGUUUAAAGAAUUUGAAAUAAAGUUUAAAAUAAAACAAACUUUAUUUUGAAAUAAAACAACUCAAGGUUAAACAUUUCUGCUGUUUUAUUCAGAUUUUUCACUUGCAGAGACAAAUUGAAUAUUGAGAUUCAUUCUCAUAUUAUAUGUUCAUUAAUUUAAUGGAAACAAAAAUAUGGAAUCAAAA
Xiphophorus maculatus (southern platyfish) is the source of this 2684-nucleotide messenger RNA. RefSeq names its product F-box only protein 40-like (gene fbxo40.1). The transcript has 7 exons. The coding region runs from base 247 to 2322 and encodes 691 amino acids. NCBI's taxonomy places the organism in Eukaryota, Metazoa, Chordata, Actinopteri, Cyprinodontiformes, Poeciliidae. Gene Ontology annotation, molecular function: ubiquitin protein ligase activity; protein binding; zinc ion binding. The record is from RefSeq and is a predicted model, not a curated record. Gene Ontology annotation, cellular component: cytoplasm.